Molecule: messenger RNA, 1110 nt
Organism: Kwoniella botswanensis
Lineage: Eukaryota; Fungi; Basidiomycota; Tremellomycetes; Tremellales; Cryptococcaceae
Exons: 1
Coding region: 1-1110 (369 amino acids)
Molecular function (GO): nitronate monooxygenase activity
Source: RefSeq, a predicted model, not a curated record
AUGUCUCCUCCUCUGCCCAUCUCAUCAUUCGUCAAAUCCCAUCUCUCCCGGCUCAACCUCGUCUAUCCAAUAAUCCAAGCUCCCAUGGCGGGCGUAUCUACCCCUCAACUAGCUUCGAUCAUCUCCAACGCCGGUGCACUAGGCUCAAUAGGUCUAGGGGCCAGUACACCUUCACAAGCUAAACAGAUGAUCUUAGAUACCCAGAAAUCUUUACAUAAGGAUAAAUCAUUCAAUGUGAAUCUUUUUGUCCACCAGCAUCCUACCUCCAACUCACAAAUCAACACCAGAUGGAUAAAUAAGUUGAAGCCUCAUUUCGAGCAAUAUGGUGAUCAACCACCUGACCAACUGAAUGUGAUAUAUAAAUCGUUUAUGGACAAUGCAGAAAUGGUCGAUAUUUUACUCGAGCUCAGUCCGCCAAUUAUAAGCUUUCAUUUUGGCCUACCAUCCUUGGAAGUAUUAGAUAAACUGAAAGAGAAUGGAGCUAUAUUGAUGACUACCGCUACGUCUUUGGAAGAAGGAAGGAUGAUAGAAAAGACGGGAAAGGUGGAUUAUAUAAUUGCUCAAGGGUGGGAAGCAGGUGGACAUCGAGGUAUAUUCAACCCUCUAGGUGAAGAUCAACAAUUAACUACAUUCGUCUUAACAUCCCUUUUAAUCCGGAAAUUGAAUACUCCCAUUAUAGCUGCUGGAGGAAUAAUGACAGGUCAUCAUGUACGAUCGUACCUAGACUUAGGAGCCGUAGCCGUCCAAUUAGGAACUGCAUUCGUAGGAUGCGACGAGUCAUCUGCUGAUCAAGGAUACAAAGAUGCUUUGUUCAGUAGUAAAAGUGAGAAGACAAAGAUGACUAGAGUUAUAUCUGGUAGACCAGCUAGAUCUUUAGUCAAUAAAUUUACACAAUUAGAAGAUCAACUUGAACAAGAGGGAAGGGUGGAUAUACCGGAUUAUCCAAUAACGUAUGAUGCUGGGAAAGCUUUGCAUGCUUUGGCGAAAUUCAAAGGGGAGUACGGGUAUGGUGCGCAAUGGGCUGGACAGGGGGCGCCCUUGGCUAGGAAGAUGGGCGCUGGGGAUCUGUUGGAUGUACUGGUGAAGGAGUUGAUAGGAGAGGGACGGUGA